CUUUCUUUCUUUUUCUCUCUCUGUCUCUUUAUUUCUACAGAAUCCCCUUUUCUUAGAACACUGUAAAGCAGGAAUUGCUCUGAUGGAGGGAGAGGGAGGAGACCCCAGAAGCAUACCUGUUCACUUUCCCCUUUUUCUCAAAGUGGGCCCUAAUGCUCUUCUUCAGAACACAUUUUAAUGCCAUUUAACUACAGUGUUCCAGGGUCUGGGCUUGGGGCCUCUUAGGCAUUGCCCUCAAAUGAGUCGGUAAUUCUCCCUUAGCCAACAUGUACCUAUACCCAAGGCAUGGAAGUAGGAGGAGGCAGUGAGGAGCCUGAGAUCGGGCCUGGAUCUCCUCAGGGUCAAGGAGGGUUUCCUUUAAUGCACUGCGUGGUCUCUCGCUUUCUCUGCAGGUUCCAGCCAGCCUGCUGAGGCCAAGACAAAGACCCAGAGCAUGAGUCAUCGAUUAGGCAUGUUCCGUAUGCCCUCUGCCCAGAUGAGGGGUCAGGGCCUCAGAAACCAGAGAAUCCACACCCACCUGAUGGAGAUGAUGCUGCACUUGAAGCAGACCAUAGAGAAGAACCUCAUGCACCUAACAACCAGGCACCUGCAGCAGGACCUGGUGCUGGAGGAGCAGAGGCACAGUCAGGCCGCCAGUGAGCAGGAAGCCCUCCUGGGCCGCUUAAUGUACCAGUUGGUCAACCUCCUACAGUCUGGGGCCAUGGGUGGCCUAGGGCUCCAACCGUCUUGCCCUUCCCUGGAUGUUAGGCAUGAUGUCAGAGGUGGGCAGUGGGCCCAGUCCCCCAGGCAGCCUGACUGGCCAGUUCACCAACUGAGUGAUCUUGAAGCUACAUUUGUCAGUCAGCACCUGUCCAGCCGUGGGAUUGACAUCUCUGCCUUAUAUCACUCCAGCUUCCAGGACUACAAGAUCUACCAAAGAGACAAAUACCACGAGGACAAGAACACCAUGGGCUUCAUUAACCUUGGACUCAGUGAGAAUAAGCUCUGCCUCGAUCUGAUGACUGAACGGUUGAGUCAGAGUGAUAUGAACUACAUUGAGGAUGACUUGCUGCAAUAUCCUGAUUGGAGAGGGCAACCAUUCCUGCGAGAAGAGGUGGCCCGGUUCCUGACCUACUACUGCAAGGUACCUGACCAGCUUGAUCCAGAAAAUGUAGUUGUUCUAAAUGGCUGCUCCUCUGUAUUCUCCACACUGGCCAUGGUUCUUUGUGAUCCAGGGGAGGCCUUUCUGAUUCCUGCCCCCUUUUAUGGUGGCUUCGCCUUUAGUGCCUGCCUGUAUUCGAAAGUUGAGCUGAUUCUUGUCCACCUGGACAGUGAGGUCACAGAUGCAAAUCCCCAUCCUUUCCAGCUCACUGUGGACAAGCUGGAGCAAGCUCUACUUGAGGCUAGGCUUACAGGGAAAAAGGUCAGAGGCCUCAUUCUAAUCAACCCUCAGAAUCCUUUGGGAGAUGUCUACUCUCGAGACUCACUACAAGGAUACCUGGAGUUUGCCAAGAAGUACCACCUUCAUGUAAUUAUAGAUGAGAUUUACAUGCUGUCUGUGUUUGAUGAAUUCAUCACAUUCCACAGUGUUUUGAGCAUGGAAAGUUUGCCUGACCCCAACAGGACCCAUGUGAUCUGGGGCACCAGUAAGGAUUUCGGCAUCUCUGGCUUCCGCUUUGGUGUUCUCUACACCCACAACAGGGAGGUGGCCUCUGCUGUGAGCUCUUUUGGCUACCUCCAUGGCAUUUCUGGCAUUGCCCAGCAUAAGUUGUGCCGGCUGCUCCAGGACAGAGAGUGGAUUGACAAAGUAUACCUGCCCACCUACCGCUCCCGGCUGCAGAUAGCUCACGGAUACAUGACCAAGAAGUUGGAGGCAUUAGGGAUCCCUUUUCUCAACCGUGGCUCUGGCCUCUACAUCUGGAUGAACUUGAAAAUGUACCUGGAUCCGUGCACCUUUGAGGAAGAGCUGCUCCUGCAUCGCCGCUUCCUGGACAACAAGCUGAUCUUGUCCCGUGGCAGGACCUACAUGUGCAAGGAGCCCGGCUGGUUCCGUAUCACCUUUGCGGAUAAGCCCCUCCUGCUAAAACAAGCCAUGCACCGGUUCUAUCAGGUGCUCUCGGAGCAGAAGCAGGAUCUGAUCAUGAAGCAACUGGAGAAUGCACAGAGAGAGUAAGUGGGCUGCCGCCAGUCACAUGCUCAGGGCAUCCCUGACAUCAGCGUCUGGUCCAGAAGGCUGAGGGUUUUGGCCUGAUGCUGUGACAGAGCCAACAAGGGGCUCUUCCAGGAAUGGGCUCAUCUGACCCAAUCAUCAAUUUUCUCAAGCUGAGCAUCUGUCGUUUUGGAAGCGUUGCACCUUUUUAGUCUUUGCUAGCCAUUGUGUGCCUAUGUGGAAUGCUUUUAUAGAGUUUGGGGUGGGAGCUUUCGGGGUCCCUAUUUUGAUGGUUUUACUUUUGUAUUUAGUAUCUAAUAAAUUUAAUCUUCUCUUAAACUCUAGGCCUAUUUUAUUUCUUUACAUUCUUUUGUAUCAUCUUUGGGGGAUUUUUUUUUUUUUUUGGUCCUUUUUAAAUUCUAAGGCAGGUUAUAUGUGAAGAAUACUGCAUGGGGAAGGUCAGAAAGGAGGAAAAAAAGCGAUCUCUAAUUGACAGAGCGUGUUCUAGCUGUCAGGAUCCUAUGAGACACUGCAUCCCAUGAGAUCAGGCCCACCUUACAUCUGAGUGGGUAAGUGCAGGGUGGGGGCAUAAUACCAGACGUCCCUUCUUCCAAAUAGGAGUUCUUUCCAUUUGCGCCCCGUUCAAGAGGCUUUUAAAAUGAAUCUCUGGUGAUGAGCCUGGGAUCUCCCAGUUUCAUAUCGAGUGUUUUCAGCUGUUGGAAUCACAUCACCUGGGAGUUGCUCUGUAAAGCUCUUGGAUAUCUGCACUCUAGUUGGGGGAUUGAUGCUGUGAAACUGGCACAGCAGGGACUACCACAUUUUGUAGAGGACAGAAGAGCUUUUAGCACCAAUUGAUAGCUUUGGUCGGUCACUUGGGUUUGUGAUCAUCCUCCCUCUCUUGGGUCCAGAGUUGGUGGUUCUUGUUCUUCAAUGACAAUCUUUCUUCUUCUUCUUCUUUUUUUUUUUCUAAUCAUCAAAAAGUAGCAUGCCAACAAAUCCUGAUUCUUCAGUUUGUUUUUUUUUUUAACCCCGGAAACUUUUUUUUUUUUAAGAGAAAUUGACUAAUAAGGUAAUGGACAAGGGCAAGGGAGUUCACUGUAUGAAUGAGGGAGCUCACAGGACCAGAGAGAAGAUGAAGAUCAGAACCACAAGUGCUCUCGGGAUCUCUCUAUGGGACCUAAUAGCGAGUCUCAUGAGCACACUGUGCUGGGGCAAAAGGGGUGGUGACUUCCAUGGAAGGGGUAGACUAUUUCUGUCUUCAUUUCCACUCAAGAUUUGAAUGGCUGAAGGG
Messenger RNA from Acinonyx jubatus (cheetah), 3419 nucleotides. RefSeq names its product 1-aminocyclopropane-1-carboxylate synthase homolog (inactive) like (gene ACCSL). The transcript has 14 exons. Gene Ontology annotation, biological process: amino acid metabolic process; biosynthetic process. The record is from RefSeq and is a predicted model, not a curated record. NCBI's taxonomy places the organism in Eukaryota, Metazoa, Chordata, Mammalia, Carnivora, Felidae. Gene Ontology annotation, molecular function: pyridoxal phosphate binding; transaminase activity. The coding region runs from base 434 to 2152 and encodes 572 amino acids.